AUGUUUUUAUCUAAUUUCGCAUCGUAUAAGAGAGCACAUCAAUCUCUACAUCGUUACUUCAGCUGUACAAAAUGGCUCUUAAUCGUCCAGAUAGUGAUUUUCUUCAAUCAACCAUCGCAAGCUACAAGCUAUACUUCAGAAGCGUUAGCUGAUGAGGUUCAUCAAUUACCAGGCUUAAAACAAAGUAUUAGGUUUAGACAUUUUUCCGGUUACUUUAAUGUAGGUAGCAACGACCGUUUGCACUACUGGUUUUUCGAAUCCCAAGGUAAUGCAUCAGCUGAUCCAGUUGUAUUAUGGUUAAAUGGCGGUCCAGGUUGUAGUUCUUUAUCUGGUUUAAUUAAUGAACACGGUCCUUUUUCCAUCGAGGAAGACCUAACUUUGAGUCUACGAAAUACUUCUUGGAAUAAAUUUGCAAAUAUAAUCUACUUGGAGUCGCCAAUUGGAGUUGGUUAUUCUUACAAUACGCAACAAGAUUAUACAUCUAGUGACAACUCAACAGCUAUGAAAAAUCAUCAAGCGAUUAAGGAAUUUUAUAAGCGAUUUCCUCAAUAUUCAUUAUCAAAUUUUUAUCUUAGCGGCGAAAGUUAUGGUGCUGUUUAUGUCACAACGCUUGCUCUACGAUUGAUCCAAGAUUCAAGCCUAUCUUUAGCUGGAAUCAUGAUUGGUAGCGGAAUAUUUGAUUUUCAAAAAAAUUUUGAUUCUGCUAUGUACUUUGGUUAUUAUCACGCAUUAUACGGUCCUGUGCUUUGGGAUAGAAUAAAAAAAUUUUGUUGUUAUGCCGAAGAGAAGUGUAUCUUUUAUCAAUCUAAUGAGCCGAUAUGUCAAUUUUAUUUCUUGAAGGCUUACCGUAGAUUGUUUGCUGACGGUCUAAACUCUUAUAAUGUAUAUCAAGAUUGCUGGUCGGAAACGCCAUAUAAUACUCGACUACAAUAUUCGAUCAGUGCUUUGGCGCCUAAUAAAUGGGAUCUUGAGUAUACGACACCACGAUGUUUUAAUCGCAGUAAAGAGAAGAUAUAUUUUAAUUUACCUCAAGUGAGAAGUGCCUUGCAUAUUCAUAGUCAAGCUUCAACUUGGGCUAUUUGUAAUUCUAAUGUAUAUCGACGCUAUCAAUUUCAGUACAAGUCCAUCCUUAAUCAGUUGCAGACACUUCGAAAUUAUCGAAUUUUACUUUACUUUGGUGAUACAGACUUAAUUUGCAACAUUGUAGGCGGACGUUGGAAUGUAGAACAUUUAAAUCGAACUAUGAUACAGGAGCUGCGUCCUUGGCAUUAUACUAAUGAAAAUGGUAAACAAGUUGCAGGUUUUGUUGAGCGUUUUCAGAAUUUAGAUUAUUUAACGGUUAAGGGUGCUGGACAUCUUGUUUCGGAAGGGAAGCCCAAUGAAGUGAUGGUUAUGUUUAAAAGUUUUAUCCAAAAUGUUAAUUAUCCGUAA
Molecule: messenger RNA, 1431 nt
Organism: Trichoplax adhaerens
Lineage: Eukaryota; Metazoa; Placozoa; Uniplacotomia; Trichoplacea; Trichoplacidae
Exons: 1
Coding region: 1-1431 (476 amino acids)
Biological process (GO): proteolysis
Molecular function (GO): serine-type carboxypeptidase activity
Source: RefSeq, a predicted model, not a curated record